Messenger RNA from Nezara viridula (southern green stink bug), 285 nucleotides. The record is from the annotation of a GenBank genome assembly. NCBI's taxonomy places the organism in Eukaryota, Metazoa, Arthropoda, Insecta, Hemiptera, Pentatomidae.
AUGUUGUGCCGACAGUCGUCGCGGACGGACCUCCUGACCGGCGAAGAAUAUGCCCUCGGAGGAGAUGGAGAAGGAACAAGACACAAGGACAACGACAGAAACACUGGUCCGCUCGGGGUGGUGGAGCCCUCCCCCCAGCUCCGGAGAUUCGUUGCGUCACCAGCUUUCUACAUCUCAACUCCUUUCCUUCCUCGACCUUCUCCUACCGUCUUUUUUCCUCACCAAUUACUUUUGACAGAGUUACCUCUGAUGAUCGUUAUGAGCUACUUCCAAGUGACCACUUAA